Fundulus heteroclitus (mummichog) is the source of this 4211-nucleotide messenger RNA. Its product is annotated as bcl-2-modifying factor. Bases 202 to 684 code for a protein of 160 amino acids. Gene Ontology annotation, cellular component: myosin complex. The transcript has 4 exons. NCBI's taxonomy places the organism in Eukaryota, Metazoa, Chordata, Actinopteri, Cyprinodontiformes, Fundulidae. Gene Ontology annotation, biological process: negative regulation of autophagy; apoptotic process; positive regulation of apoptotic process. The record is from RefSeq and is a predicted model, not a curated record.
GAUUUGUAGCAGAGCUUUAUCGCAGAAUGGAGGUAUCCGUGGAAGUGAAACGGAUUAAACUCGCUUAAUCUUGGCAGGAUAUUGAACCCCCCACCCCAUUCUCUAUCUUUUUUUUUUUUUUUAAACACUCCUCUGUGUUGGUGAGGUAGUAAUUAAAACGAAGCCUGGCUUUGGGGCUGCUCCUCUUUUAGCGCCCCCCGUAUGGAGGAUGAGGAGGAUGAUGUGUUUGAGCCAGAUCCCAACUGCUGGCGCACACCCUUCAGGGAGAUAAAGUGCGAAGACCGGGGCACGCAGACGCCCGGUCCUGCCCUGGCACCGAACAACGGCAUGCUGCCCUGCGGCGUUGCGGAGGAGCCCAGACAACUGUUCUACGGUAACGCAGGUUUUCGAUUGCACUUCCCAGCACAUUUUGAGCUUGUCGGGGAUUUUGACGCGAGGCGACAGGAGGAGCAGAACAGGAUGGAGCAGUUACCCCUGCACCAGCCGGCAGCGCUCAGCUUGGAGGCCUGCAUCGGGCAGAAGCUUCAGCUGAUAGGCGACCAGUUUCAUCGGGAACACUUACAACAGUAUCAUCAAAACCAAAGGAAUCAGGGGCCGCUGUGGUGGCGCAUGACUGCAGCUCUUCUCAGCCUCCUGCUUGAUAGGGGGUUUGUUGCUGGAAGAGGUGGAGCUGGACGGAGGUGAGGGGGUAUCUCCCCCUUAUGUCCUCUGUCUUCAUCUCUGUUGUGAGGAACUGGAAGCACCUGAAGGCACUGUCCAAUCUAACACGGGUCUGUUUGAGGGAGGGGAAGAAAAGGAUGCAAAAUGGUCACCGCGGGACGGCGACAAUCAAAUUUUAUACAGGGGCGUGUUUUGUUUUUUUCUUAAAAGAAGAUGCCAUGACUCUCCAGGAUUCGUCUCAAGGACAAUGUUCAUAUUUUGGCCUACAUGCUAUUUAGUCAUUUUGUACAGACCAUUGUUCUUGUUAUUUUUUUUUUUUUUUGCACUUCAACAUGUAUCCUUCUUAAAAGACCUGACCUUUACAGACCCUGGGAAUGCCUUAGUCAGUGUCUUCUACCAGAAGAAGAAUUGAGUGUUUUUUGACAAGCAAGAUGAGAUGGUUAGGGAAUGAAAGGUGUGACAGAUUCUUUUCUGAAGUCCCCCAGGUGACCAGUCACGUUGAUUUAUUCACUUCCAAAGAGGCAACUUCUCAGAACAAAGCAUUUUGCACCUCACUUCAAUGUAACAUUUUCUAUUUAUCUUUUUUAUGUAUUUUUUUCUCUUUACUUUCCAUGCUUUUAUUUUUAUCUUAACCCUUCGUAUCUUAUAGGAUUUCAGGAAUGAGGUAAAGUUUCUGUACAUAAAAAGUUCGCACACUGUGAAAUGUUAUCAAAGUUUAGUCAUGUGCUACAUGUCAAACAUUUGGGACUUUUUGAAGUAUAUGGGGGUGGAGUUGGCUGUGUUGAACAACACUACCUGGUUAAAUGAGCCUGGUUGGUACCACAAGACCUGACAAAGAUAAAAAAGGCUUUAGAUAAAUAUCACACACCAUAUGCAGAUGACUCCGUAGUUUUCUUUGAAGAACUGAAAAUAUAAUUGAGUAUUAAAGCAGUUCAAUAGUGGAUAAAUCACACUAAUUGUAUAAUUCAGUUAAAAGGAUCUUGCAAAUUUAACAUAUAGUAUUAGUGUAAAUGUUUUAGAAUUUUGUUUUGCUGUUCCUUGGAGCAACAAAAAAUUACUUCUGUUUUGUUCUAAUUGCAUAGAUGUGUUCAGUGGCAUUUUUUGCAUGAAAGUCGCCCUGGUUCAGCCCGUCCUUACAUAUGCUUGCCCCGUUUCCCUGAUGAACACCAUUUUGAAAGAGUUCUUAGAAACAUUAAGAGCUAAAAUUAUAUUGUUCCCCAUACAAUUAAACUGGACAUACAAUUAAACUAAAGAAAACCUGUUUGGGGUGCAACUGACAUAGUUUUUUUAAAUACUAAUGACACCCUCCAGGCCAUGCCACCCUGGGCAGAGAGCAAGAUCCUGCAAACAAAAUACUGCCACUUAUGUUAGUUAUUGGAUAGGCAGUUGUCAUACGUCUGGUUAUUAAAUUUUGUAUAUCUUAUAGCUGUACGGUCAGCUACAUAUGGGAUGUCUGAGAUGUAGCACACUGAGUAGAACUUACAUUUAAAGUCAUAGGGUGUUGACUUUUACAUGUGUAUAAAAAACUAUUGAAGGUCUUGCACCAUGCACUAAAUUAGAGCAAACGAAUCAAGCACACUGUCACACUGUUUGAAAGUUUUUUUUGUUUGUUUUUUUAAGUUUCAUUUCACCAAAUAUACAGUUCUUACUUUUUAGUCUAGCCUUGUUCCCAGGACUUCCCUUUUAUCGUUUGUGUAUUCUUUUUAUGUGAUUGUUUUCAGACCUCCAUGCCCUUCAAGUGGAGCCGUGGAUCCACUGUUUUUGCACUAGACUUCCACCCUUUUAGGAGUUCAGAUUGUUUCCGAGCUAACCUCUUUCUCGUAUGAAGGUUUUUCAGUCACGGCUUGUUUCCUUGCCACCGCAUUUCAGAUGUGUUCACUCAUACAGCCAAGACGAAUAAUCAGUAUUGAGACCUGAUUGACUGAGCACAGUUUGGAUUUGACAUCAGUUCUAGAAAUUUCACUGACCUGUGUCUGAGGAUUUUAGUUGAACGAGAGCACAGAAGACCCGCUCUGAAUACCCAAGUCAAUAAGGCAUAACCAGUCUGUGAAACAGAAUCUCCUCCUCUCAGGAUACCCUUGUGCCGAUUAACAUCAUUUGAUAUUCUGAUGGCCAAUUUUAAAUUGUCUGUGGUACUCAGAGGUUUUGGACAUGGGUACACACACAACCACCACUGGCUCAGCAGACAAACUGUCCCUGAAAAGAAACAAAAGUGAAAAAGGCUGUAAUUAUUGUUGAGAAAUAUGAAUACAUAUAAAUACACUGUUAAAGAUAUUGUUUAUUCUGUUUAUUUUGGGGGGUUUUUCAUGCUGAAUUUUGGACCCGAGGAGCAGUACAUAUCAGGGGUCUAUAAUUACCUGCUCCUUAUUAUGUAUCAAGUUUAUCACUGCAUAAUUAGUGUCUCAUUUUCUCUUUAAGAUGUCUCAGGGACAGACUUUUUGGGCUACUGGUAACCUUGAGAAUCUGUUACAUGUUUGAGAGAAAGAGCAGUGUAUUCACCCAUUUAUUUAUGUUGGAACCUCUUGAGGUGUUGUCAAGUCUUUUUGUAUUUUCACCUCAUUUAGAUUUCUUGGAGUCUAAUUUCCACAACACACAUAUAGGUACAGUUUGAGGAGUCUGAGGCUGACUUGAUGACGGUAGUGGUGACAGGGGCUCCUAAGUUUGCAGUCAGAGGCGAGUGAGGUGGACUGAGUGUUGUAGUGGUAAUAGUUUCCUGCGGAUCCUGAACGCUGAGCCAGUCCCUGUAGCGCCUCGUCUCACCAUCGGCUCUUGACUUCCUCCUCAUGCUGCUCCUGCAUGACAUGGUUUUGUUCAGUGGUUCGUUCAAUUUGUAAUUUAUAUUUUUUUUCUUCGUUUUUUUUUAUUUAUUUUUGGUAUGUUUUGCCAAUUUCUACUGUAUACACUUGUGUGUGCAAUCAUCUCUUCCUCUUUCUGCUUUGAUUUUUGACUCAUAAAUGGUUCAGCUUAAGAGUAAUCGUGCCUGACUUUUUAGAGUUUUAUAGUAUCCCUCAUUUCUUAUAUGGCCUGUUUAAAAAAAGGCACUCUUGCGUUUGUCACGCAACAGAGUGCACAUUCUCUUCUACUUUUUAAUGGCAGCCAGAACAGAAGUCAAUAGCUGUAUACUGUAUGUUGUUGCCAAUAUGAAAUAUGAAGAGAAAAACUACAAACCACCUUUCAAGCCUGAAUGAAUGUGUCACACUCAAGAGAUGAUUGUUGGUAGGGUAUGCUCAAAAUUUUUGAUUUGUUUAAAAACAUUUGUGAUUUUAUUUUUGGGAUCCAACAAUGCAGUAGCUUCAAUGCAGUUCAAUCUAUCUAUUAUGAAUACUCAUCACACAUGUUGCCCAUCUUUGAUGAUACCCAUGAAAUUAGGAAAGCAUAGAAACAAAAAGGUUACCUAUUUACACAAAUCACAGAUUUUGUUCCUUAAUCCCAAUCAUUGUAUUGUAAUCAGUAUGCACUGGAAAGUACUUUGUUUUUGUAAAUCCCAGUAGUGUUUUAAUGUAUAGUAUAAACUCUGGAUUGCUCUCAUGGGCUAAUCUGGCCAUGUGUCA